CAAUCUUAUUUUCUCAAUUUCGUCUCGUUGUCAUGACAACAAGUGAACAUGUGUUACUAUUGAUGCUUUGAGUUUCUAUUGUUUUUAUCUGUUUGUUAGUUAAUUUAAUUGUUAAUUGUGCUCUUGAUUGUUGUUAAUUUAUUUUGUUAAAAUGGCGAAGAAAAAGAAUGUUGAUUUUCAGAAAACUAAAUUAAAAGUUGGUAAAUCAAUUCCCAAGCGAGCUAAUGAAACAUCAACACAAUUUAAGUCAAAAAGGAUUAUCAUUAAAGACCAAAGUGUAAUUAGUGAUUCUAAUCAAAUGGUUGUUUUAUCAAGAAGUUUAACUGCUAACAAACAGUUUAAAUUACUUUGUUUGAAUAAAAUUUAUACUGGUUAUCUGGAGAAUUAUAUUGUUGAUGGUGAAUCUAUUAAUACGUUGGCACGUCUUAUAAUUGAUGGUGAAGAGCAAGUUAGACAGUCAACAAUUAGAUGUCUCAAAAAAGCAAUCACCAAAAUGAUUAAUGAUAAUCAAGAUGUUACUCCUUUUAUUACAAUACUGUUAACUUAUGUUAAAUGUGGUUUAACUCAUAUUGAUCCUGGAUUAAUUGACGAUGCUCGAGAUAUGUUAACUUACAUCAUCGAUAAAUGUGAUGCUAAUUGUCAUCAUCAAUUAAUGUUAACUUUCUUACCAAGAUUAACACUUGAUGGUCAAGUUUCUGCACAAGAUUUUGAAUUAACCGAGAAAAUAAUCAAAGUAAUUAAGAAUCCUGUUCAACCAAUAAUAAUUCACAACCAUGAGACGAUUAACUGGAACUCGAAAGAAAACUUCUAUGAUCUAAGUAAAUUAACCACAAUUAAACCAAAAUUUCACAUAAAUUUGAGUUUCCAAUUGAACGCUGAAGAGGAUAUUCAUGGUACUUUCAUCGAUCGUGUAACUAAACUCGUUGCUAAGGAAUUAAAUGACCUUGACAGGAGGAAAACACCACAAUUGCGAAUCAAUCGUAAAGAAGCUCGAAAACUAAUCGCAUCAAUUAAAAUGGCCGAUUUAUUAGGAUUAAAAUGGAAACACUUACAAGAUAAAUUAAAAUCGAUCAUAAUUACCGACGAAACCAUCGACAUUAAAUCAGUGAAAAAAGCACAAACAGAAUCCAACAAGUUGAUUAAUUCACUUUCAAAUCUGUUGAAACUUUAAAUCACACAACUUUUCAAGCAACACACAAUUAACAUGUCUGAAAAAAAAGGGAAACAAUUAAAAAUAUAACAAUUAAACUUGUUGAUUGUUAGAAUAAUUAUAUUUUUAAAUUGUAAUCAAAUAAAAAAAACCAAACUAAACACAAAAAGAAAAGGUCAAGAUAAAGAUACAAGAUUAUAAUUAUGAUUAGGAACCAAUCAACUCAAGUUGAUUAUCUCCAAAAUAAGAUAAUCACAAUCAAAGGAAAACAAUCCUCUUGAAAGCUGAAUGUUGUCCAUUGUUUUAUAUUCACUUUAAUUGUUAACCUUAAAUUUUAUAUUCCACUGGAA
Messenger RNA from Panonychus citri (citrus red mite), 1500 nucleotides. RefSeq lists its product as uncharacterized. The record is from RefSeq and is a predicted model, not a curated record. Lineage: Eukaryota; Metazoa; Arthropoda; Arachnida; Trombidiformes; Tetranychidae. Gene Ontology annotation, cellular component: nucleus. The coding region runs from base 152 to 1171 and encodes 339 amino acids. The transcript is spliced from 2 exons.